AUGAAUGCCAUUAGUUGGAAUUUCCGUGGGCUUGGGAACCCGCGGGCUAUUCAAUUCCUUAUUGAUCUCUGUGUACAAAAGAAGCCCAACUUUAUUUUCCUUUUUGAAACUUUAUGCAACAAUGACACUGUGGAUAGACUCAAGGUUCGGUUGGGCUUUGAGAAUAGUUUUUCUGUGCCGGCCCAAGGUAGAAAAGGUGGUAUUGCUUUUUUAUGGAAAGUUGCAACUGAUGCUCAUUUACUUAAGUUUUCGGCCCACCAUAUUGAUUUAGAGAUUCAUGUUCCUGGCUUUGUUCAUUGGCGUCUUACUGGGUUCUAUGGUGAGCCAAACCGUUCGAGAAGACAUACAACUUGGAAUCUUCUUCGUGAGCUUGCCGAUUCUUCACCAUUACCAUGGUGUAUCCUUGGAGAUUUCAACAACAUCACCACGCAUGAUGAUAAGAAGGGCGGUCGUCCUUAUCCUCAAUCUUUGAUCCACGGUUUCAACACUGCUCUCCAUGAUUGUCGAUUGUGUGAACUUCAGCUGUGUGGUCAUAAGUACACUUGGGAACGUGGAAAAGGGACUCAAAACCACAUCGAAAUAAGUUGUUGGGAGCUCAAUGCUACUCUUUCCCUUGCUGAAAAAACUAAACUUUGUCUUGAUAUUCUUCUUGAAUGGGGCCGUGAUCUUACUGGUCAGUUUAAGAAGCGGUUGGCUACUAGUAAGAAGAAGCUUUCGUGUCUUAAGUCCCGUGACAAUCCAGAUUCUCAUGAAGACUUCUUGAUUGAGCAAUGCAACUAUUUUGAGAUUUUGGCUCAGCAAGAACUCUAUUGGAAGCAGAGGUCUAAGCAAUUCUGGUUAAAUGGAGGAGACAAGAACAGUAAAUACUUUCAUGCUACUGCAAGCUCUCGCAAACGGAAUAACCAAAUAGUUCAGCUUCAGGAUAGCCAUGGCGUGUGGAAAGGCUGGGAUUCUGGCCUUGAUCAGGUAAUUAUUGACUAUUUCUCUGUUCUCUAUUCUACUGAUCAUGCUAUAUGUGGCUCUGUUGUUAAUGGCAUUCGGCGUACUGUAACUGUUGAACAAAAUGAUGCCUUACUUUGCCCUAUCACACCUGAUGAAGUUAAACAAGCUCUCUUUCAAAUGCAUCCUGAUAAAGCUCCUGGUCCUGAUGGUAUGAGUCCCGGUUUUUAUCAGAAACAUUGGGAUAUAGUUGGCGCUGAUAUUGUUAAGCUUGUUAUAGAGUUCUUCAAUAAUGAAUGCAUGCCGCCUGGGCUAAAUGACACUCAUCUAGUGUUGAUUCCAAAGAAGAAGAACUUUUCCUCUAUGGGAGACUUGCGUCCUAUUGCUCUCUGUAAUGUCUCUUACAAGAUUCUUUCGAAGGUCCUUGCCAAUAGAAUGAGGGUGCUAAUUGAUCAUAUCAUCUCUCCUACUCAGAGUGCAUUUAUUCCUGGUAGGCUCAUCUCUGAUAAUAUCCUGAUAGCCUUUGAAAUCAUGCACUAUCUCAAGAGGAAAACAAAAGGUAAAAAAGGAUUCAUGGCCAUGAAGCUUGAUAUGAGUAAGGCUUAUGAUCGUGUUGAAUGGGAUUAUCUGUCUGCUGUCAUGCAUCGUAUGGGGUUUGCUAGUAAAUGGGUCAGCCUUAUUAUGAAAUGUGUUACUUCUGUUCAGUAUUCUGUUUUCCAUGAUGGCCAUCUCAUGGGGCCGAUUGUUCCCUCUCGUGGAAUCCGCCAAGGAGAUCCUUUAUCCACUUAUUUGUUCAUCAUUUGUGCUGAAGGGUUCUCUUCCUUGAUCAGAAAGUUUGAAGAAGAUCAGAUUAUUCAAGGUUGCCGUGUUGCUAGAAAUGCUCCUCCCAUAACUCAUAUGUUGUUCGCUGAUGAUAGUUAUCUUUUUUGUCAAGCAAAUCCCACCACAGCUAUCAACAUCAAGCAAAUGCUUCACUCCUUCGAAAUUGCAUCUGGGCAAAAGGUGAAUGUGGCUAAGUCUUCUAUUUUUUUCAGCCCCAACAAUGCAACACCAAAACGUAAUGAGAUUUUUAAUGUUCUUGGCAUGACAGAAGCUACUGAUGGCUCUCUUUACUUGGGGCUACCUAACAUUAUAGGUAGAAAGAAGACUGUGAUACUUGGCUUCCUCAAAAACAAGAUUAUAAAUCGGCUCAAUAGUUGGAAUGGCAAGUUCCUAUCUCGUGCAGGCAAAGAAGUUCUCCUUAAAUCUGUUAUCCAAUCUCUUCCAACUUAUGCUAUGAGUGUUUUCCUCCUCCCAUUGGAAACUUGUCAAGAGAUUGAGAAGCUUAUGGCUAACUUUUGGUGGAAAACUUCAAGUGCUAAAGGUCAAGGAAUCAUAUGGAUGUCUUGGGAUCGUAUGGCAAUUCCCAAACAUUCUGGUGGUAUGGGCUUCCGCCACUUACAUGAUUUUAACCUUGCGAUGCUGGCCAAACAAGGGUGGCGGUUUCUUGUCUCACCCACAUCCCUUGCCAGCCGUGUGUUCCAAGCCAAGUACUAUCCCAACUCUGAUUUUCUUUCUGCAGAGCUUGGCAACAACCCAAGUUUUGUUUGGCGUAGCAUUUGGAGCGCACAAAGCUUGGUUAAAUUGGGUUGUCAACGAACCAUUGGUAAUGGAAUGUCAACAAGUAUCUUGAAGCACCCUUGGCUCCCCGAUCCCGUCAAUCCUUUUGUGACAUCCAAUGCUCUCGGCCUCACUAACCACAUGGUCAACUCUCUUAUGGAUCAUGAGACCUCUUGGGAUAUCCCCCUGGUUCAAGAUAUGUUUAAUUCUCGAGAUGCUCACUUGAUCCUUGGAAUCCCAUUGAGUGCUACACCAAUUGAAGACUGUUGGUCCUGGAGGGGUGAAAGAUCUGGUUCCUUCUCUGUCCGUAGUGCCUAUGAUUUGCUGCAGAUUAGUACAUAUGGUCAGCAGAAUCAACCAAACUCUGGAUUUUGGCACAGGUUCUGGCAUCUUAAAAUACCACCAAAAGUGAAGAACUUCAUGUGGCGCGCUAUCACCAAUACCCUCCCCACAUGUCUUGAACUGGCUUCAAGGAAUGUCGAUCUAUCCUCCUUGUGCCCUGUCUGCCAUAAUGCGGGUGAGACUGCUUCUCAUGUGCUAUUGAAUUGCUCAUUUGCUUUCAGUUGCUGGGAACGUUGUGGGUUCACCAUCCAAUCCGAUACUUCAUCAACUAUUGGUUAUUGGCUUGAAUCUACAUUCGCAUUGUAUGGUGAUGAUAUAGCUUGCCGUGCCAUCAUGAUCUGCUGGGCACUUUGGAAGUCUCGAAACAAGCUUGUUUGGGAGAAGAAGACUUCCGCUCCAACUCAAGUCAUUCAUUCAGCAUGGACUACACUUGACCACUGGCGUACUGCUCAAGAUAAAACUAGUUUAUUAUCAUUGUCACUCUUGCAACAUGAUAAUAACAUUGAGCGAUGGACUAAACCCGAUUCUGACACAGUCAAGUUAAAUGUUGAUGGAGCGUUAUUUGAGAGAGAAAGUGCCUAUGGUUUCGGCAUUGUUGCUCGAGAUUCGACGGGCCACAUUGUUGAUCUCCGAGCCACUUAUCAGGGAGGAAACUACCCAGCUGAGGUGGUUGAAGCUCUUGGCAUCAAAGAAGCUCUAAGUUGGUUGAAGGACAAAGGAUGGAAUAAAGUUGACAUGGAAACUGAUAGUAUGGUAACGGUGCAAGCAAUCUUUAGUAAUCAAAUUAUGUCCUCUACUUUUGGUUUGGUUAUUAGAGAUUGUAAGAGUUUAUUGUCAGCUUUAAAUAAUGUUAGUAUUCGUUUUGUAAGACGAUCAGCAAAUCGCGUUGCCCACUUUGUUGCUAGGCGAUCCCGAUUUUUCUCUGAUCGUAGCAUUCAUAGGAUUGAUUUUCCUGAUGAGCUUCUAGCUCUUAUUUUGAAAAUUAAUAUUAAGAUUACCUCUUCUGAACUAUCACCAAUAAGUGGAGGUGGUACUGGUGGAGCAAAAACCUUCCCAGCACGUAGUGGUGGUGGUGGAGCAGAGAUAGUGUCAGAACGAGCUACCGGUGGUGCUGGUGGAGCAGAGACAUGGAAACACGCGAUAGUUGUGCUACGGGAGCAGAGGCAAGGUCAACACGUGCUGGUUCAUUCAAUGCUCCUCCAACACCAGAUCAAACACAUGUGA
Messenger RNA from Cannabis sativa, 4104 nucleotides. RefSeq lists its product as uncharacterized. The transcript is spliced from 3 exons. Lineage: Eukaryota; Viridiplantae; Streptophyta; Magnoliopsida; Rosales; Cannabaceae. Bases 1 to 4104 code for a protein of 1367 amino acids. Gene Ontology annotation, molecular function: RNA-DNA hybrid ribonuclease activity; nucleic acid binding. The record is from RefSeq and is a predicted model, not a curated record.